AGGUUGGUGACGGUUGCAGUAAUGGCUUGGCGUCAGUCUUAUUCCCUACAGGCUCUGGAGAGUGAAGAUACCUUACCAACAGUAACUUCAAAUAAAACCACUUACUCUGCUGAGACAGGAUCACCAGGAUCUCGCUAUGUCGCUAACGGAACUACCGUACCAGAAACACAAUAUCCAAAUACUGCAUUCUCUAAAGAUGUCGACAACAGGUCCCCAGACAAUACACAAGAUGAAACCGUGGCUGAGGUAAAAUCAAGUAAACAUCUCGUGAUGAGAUUUCUGCUACUUGGGUUUAUAAUGAUGUCGCUCAUUUAUAGUUUCACACUUGCUCAACUCGUCACUGUCCAGUACAUGUACGCGUAUAUUCGCAAGUCUUUGUUUCCUAAUGUCAGCUUCAGUACUAACGAGUCGGAAUGUCAGAUUAACACCACCUCGCAGCUCUACCGUGACCAACAGACCGUACAAAAGCUGGUAGCUCAGCUCAACAUCUACGGAGAGUUGGCAAAAGGAAUACCGGCGAUAUGUUGUAUUUUCUUUUACGGUUCAUUGAGUGACAAGUACGGGAGAAAGACAAUUAUCCUCAUUCCAUUUAUAGGAAACAUGAUAAAAUGUAUUCUGACUACAAUAGGCACAUACCUAAAUUGGAAUAUUUAUAUUUUUAUUGUGUUUUCCUUCAUUGACGGAUGUGGAGGAGGUUGGGUAUUGGCGAUGUCCAUCGUAAUGUCCAUAGUAGCUGACGUCACAAAACCCGGUAAGACGCGAACAUUUGUAAUUGCCAUGACAGAGCUGUCCUUGGGAUUCGGUUUGAUCAUUGGAGGUUUCACUUCCGGUUUUAUAAUAAAAGCCGAAGGUUUCACAAUCGCCAUGGUAGUAAGCGCCUGCUGUUCGCUCCUUCCCGUGAUAUUGUUGAUUUUUGUACAAGAGACAUUACACAAGCCAAAGGAAAAAGAAAGGAAAUCUGUUGCUCAACUUGCUGUUGACAUUUAUGUAUUUUACUUCAGAGAUAGCGCCCUCUAUGGGAAACGGAAGGUGUUUGUGGUGUGCAUCUUAAUUUACUUCUUCAUCAUCCAGUCGGCUUUUGGUGCCAAUGGGAUAGAACCUUUGUAUGUAUUAAACUCGCCAUUUUGCUGGAGUUCUGUACGGGUCGGUAUCUACAUUACUGUCCGCACCGGUCUUCCGUUCGUCACUGGGAUGCUAUUUUUCGGCCCUCUACAAAGAUGCUUAGAUGAAUGUGUCAUAGCCGCCAUCGCAACUCUAUCCAAUUUGGCGGGCUUUGCCCUGGAGGCGUUUUCUUAUAAUACCGUUAUGCUCUUCAUUGUUCCGGUACUGAGCUUCGCUAGAACCAUGGCGGUGCCGGUAGUUCGGGGAGUAAUGUCACGUCUAACGCCACCGGGAAAACAAGGUUGUAUGUUUGCUGGAAUAGCUAUCGUGGAGACGUUCUGUUCCCUGUUUGGAAGCGUCGCGGCCAACGCCAUAUACGGACGGACCGUGGAGGUGUUCCGUGGUGCUGCUUUCCUUGUCCUCUCUGGAUAUCUGUUUGUGGCAUUUAUUCUUUCCCUUGUCCUUUACAAGCUCACUAGACGACUAAAGGCAGACAGACAGGCAAAGUGACGACUGAAGGAAGACAGACAGGCAAUGUGACGACUGAAGGAAGACAGACCGGCGAAGUGACAACUGAAGGAAACAGAUUGGCGUAGUGACGACUAAAGGCAGACAGACCAGCGAAGUGACGACUAAAGGCAGACAGACCGCCGAAGUGACGACUGAAGGAAGACAGAUCGGCGUAGUGACGACUAAAGGCAGACAGACCAGCGAAGUGACGACUAAAGGCAGACAGACCGCCGAAGUGACGACUAAAGGAAGACAAACAGACGAAGUGACGACUGAAGACAGAAAGACCGGCGAAGUGACGACUGAAGGAAGACAGACCGGCAAAAUGACGACUAAAGGAAGAUAGACCGCCGAAGUGACGACUGAAGGCAGACAGACCGGCAAAGUUCAAGAAACAAACUCUGCAUAACGUUAACAAAGCACUUGCUUAACAAUCUCGAAACUUUUACUUCAUACAUGUACAUAAUGUGCAUUGAAUAACGGUAGACAUUUAAGAUAUCUAACUAUGUACUGUUUUGUUCUUGGAAGUGACAUGUUUACGUGUGCUUAAUUUGACAGGGAUCUGCUUUUUUUAUUCACCAUUUCCUACUGUUGGUAGCAUUUGAACAAAUACAAAUGUAAAGCAACAGAAGAAUCAUCCAUAUACGUACAGACAUCCAACUUGGAUAAACCUGUUUAUUCGAACAAGUGACAAGGUUCUUGAGUUACUCUGAUUGUGCUUUGUUGUAUAUAAAAGAUUCCAUCAGACAAGACCCCUAACUCUUUCUGUUUAAUAUUGAUGAUAGCAUUAGAUGGCAAUUAUAUCACACAGAAGCUUAAAUAAAUGACACUACAGACAAUCUUACACAGGGUCCAUAUCUCGGUCUUCUCUCCCGACGUAACAGCAACAGUUCGGCCUUAGUCAUAUGCGUUGUCACACUUCAAGCUCUCUAUUAUAUUUUCCCAUUAAAAGACUUAUUUCUUUUAUUCCUCUAUGGGUCCAGAUAUGUAUUAAUAAUAGAUCAGGCUAACAAAGCAUCAAAUAUGGAUUAUAAAUUAUUAUCAUGGUCAGAUCCGUUUUGAUACGGAGGCUAAAUAUACAGCACGGAUAUGAAAUUUAUCAAACUAAGUUAUUUUGAGGUAAAUCCUAUGUACAGCUAGCUGACAGACUUGGGGUUUUAUCAAUAAAACAGUUUAUCAUAAGACCAAUUUAAUCUCUACUCUAGAUUAGAAAGAGUACUUAAUCUUAUGAAUUGACAUUAAUGAUGAACCACAUACAAAUUCUGCUUAAAGGUUGUACUCAUUCUUGUGAGGUUUCAACUACAAGCAUGCCUCAUUUUGAUGUUGUUUAACCAAAUUGGUAAUAUUUCAUGAAAUACGACCAAUCAUAAUUGCUAAAACGCAUAUGAAAAUAUAUCUGUAAAUCUCGUUUUUUGUUUACUGUUUUCACAAAAUUGAAAACUGAAAUUGGUUUCCCUUUUACCAACUAUGCUUUCGAUCAAAUAUGGAACAAUUAAUUUUAUUCCUAAAAAAGAAUGAUUGAAAGAAAUGUAUGCUGUAUUUCCUCUAUUGGACUCCCCCGGGGCCCGAGACACGCCAUUUAUAUAAAUUUAAUUCCCCCUCUCUCAAGAAUGCUUCAGAAAAAAAUAUGAACAGAAUCCUGACAUUCUUAUGAUAGAAGGAUUUUAAAGAAUAUGCUAAGGUUGGGCAUAGUUAAUAAGGCCACAGGGGCCGAGAACAAACAUUUAUACAACAUCGGUUACCCUUCCCCAAGGAUUCUUCUGACCAAAUCAAAAUCCGCUGGGUCGUUCAUUACUAGUAGCGAUUUUUAAGAAAAAGUUGACAGACUGACGCCUGUUACUGGGCGACACACGCCGAGCCAUUGUUCUUCGGACCAGGUGCCCUUAAUUUUAGGAUACGUGAACUAUGUACACAGAUAGGAUAGCAACAGCUUCACAAAAUGCUUAAUACCAACAAUCAAUGAGCAAAUAUAACCGAUGUCAAGUGGUAUCUAGUAAAUUGCAAAAAAAAUGAGUAUGUGUCAUGAAUUAUGACUAAAGUAUACAGAAUUGGCUUGAUUUCAAUUUGAUGAUGCUAGCCCCUUAAAAAUUGAUUGAAGAGGAUGUGGGAAUAAAAAAUUUAAGCUUUAAAUAUUUUUAAGAAAAAUAAAUUUAAGAAUCUGUUCUUUUGGGCUUCAGUCACGUUGAAGUCUCGUUUCGAUCUUGCAUACAAAACUGUUGCAAUGUAUAACAAA
Messenger RNA from Pecten maximus, 3844 nucleotides. RefSeq names its product solute carrier family 46 member 3-like. The transcript is spliced from 4 exons. Gene Ontology annotation, molecular function: transmembrane transporter activity. Gene Ontology annotation, cellular component: membrane. Gene Ontology annotation, biological process: transmembrane transport. The coding region runs from base 22 to 1611 and encodes 529 amino acids. The record is from RefSeq and is a predicted model, not a curated record. Lineage: Eukaryota; Metazoa; Mollusca; Bivalvia; Pectinida; Pectinidae.